AAGGAAGAAAAACCAUCCCAAACUUCCCAACCCUGAAAACCAAACCUGCAAGCUUUGUGUUUCUAGUUGAAUCCAGCCACAUGUGUUAUCCUCCCUAAAUGCCCCAAACCCCUCAAAGCUGCAAGCUUUGGGUUCCCAGUUGCCCCCAACCACAUGUGUUAUCCUCCCUAAAUGCCCCAAACCCCUCAAAGCUGCAAGCUUUGGGUUCCCAGUUGCCCCCAACCACAUGUGUUAUCCUCCCUAAAUGCCCCAAACCCCUGAGAGCUGCAAGCUUUGGGUUCCUAGUUGAACACAGUCACACAUAUUAUCCUCCCAAAAUACCCCAAACACCAAAACCCCAACCCCACAAAGCCACAAGCUUUGGGUUCCCAGUUGAACCAAUCCCAGAUAGUAUCUUCCCAAAAUACCUCAAACUCAAAAACCCAAACAUCCCAAAGCCACAAGCUUUGGCUUCCCAGUUGAACCUGAUCACACGUAUUAUCUUCCCAUGGCAGCAAUACUACCAACACUCACCAAACUGUUCCCACAUCAUUCCCACAACACCCCCAAACCCAGGGCUAUUUGGGCAGAUGCUGCCUAAACUUCUUACCCUUUUGGGUUCCCUGCUCCGGACUCAGUGUGGCAUUUUGGGGGCUGUGUCCCCAGAAGGAGCCAUGUCCCUCGUUCCCAUCAUCCGCCUGUCCCUCUGGGCUGGCAUCUGGCUGCUUUGUGGGGACAACUGGCCUUUAUAAUGUCCCCACGGGGAGGUGGCACCUUGGAGUAGUGAUGCUCCCAUUGGCCCACGUCAUCUCAACACGGUGAUGAGCCCCCAUCUUAUCCCAUUAGUAUGGAGCCCCGUGCUCCAGCUGCAGCCUCAGCCCGCUCCACAUGACCCCACUAAGUGGCAGACCAGACGCAGGGCAGAGGGGAUGGCAGAGGUGACAGCUCCAUGGCACUGGACUCUGCAUUCCCCAAUUAAGCAGGCACUGGGAAGGACCAGGGUCACGGUCUCCAUAGACGUAAGCCGUUGUCCAGAGCGAGUGGAUUUAUUCAAGUCAGGAAGCCCUUAAUUGCAGUAACAAAGGCAGGGAGAUCCAGGCCUUGGAGGCUGGCUGUACUCAUGCCACAUGUGUGACUCCAGGGCAGAAGUUACAGGAGAUUUGGGUUUUCAAGCAUUUGGCAAAGAGGUUGGGUAGUUUUGAGAAGGUGGGAUGGUCUUGGGAAUGCUCAGUGAUGUCACCACGCUCCCAGAUGGGACAUGCAUGCUGCUGAGCACCCCUAACACCAGGUAGAGAUGGGCAUGAGUGAGCAGGCACCACAUAUCACAACCCAAAGCUCUCCAGCUUUGGUUUUCCUCCCAUCAGAAGAGAUUCAAAUCCCAGCCAGCACAGUUUCACUUUAGCUCACCCCAUUCACCCUGCUACCAGGAGGACACAUCACCAAACUCCAACCCUACCCAACCUAUAGGGUUUGGCCAAGCAGGACAAGAAGUCACAAAACCACAGCCUGGCCAUCCAAGGCGGUUUCAUCCCAAAAAAGCACCUGCAGCCCCUAUGCAUCCCCCUACAGCGGUCAAAGCGAGCACUAAGAAAAUCCGCACCACAGCACUGACCUCACGUCCUCGACCUCCAGUUAUUAGCCGAGCCCUUUGGUGUGGAAAGCAACGCCUUGUGUUUUGAAAAGGAAAUCAAUGACGAUGGUGCUGGCGUGUAUAAUUAGCAGAGAGCCCUAUAAAUACUGCUGCUGGCCGGGACGGGACCCAGAAGCAUCCUGAUCCUGCAGCCAUGUCCUACAAGGCGCUCACCGUCUGCCUGCUGGGGCUCCUGGCUCUCUCCUCAGCUUGUUACAUCCAGAACUGCCCCAUCGGGGGCAAGCGUGCCCUGCCAGACAUGGACAUCAGGAAGUGCCUGCCCUGCGGCCCCAGGAACAAAGGCCACUGCUUUGGCCCCAACAUCUGCUGUGGGGAGGAGCUGGGCUGCUACCUGGGCACCUCUGAAACCCUGCGGUGCCAGGAGGAGAACUUCCUGCCAACGCCCUGUGAGUCUGGAAGGAAAGCCUGCGGUGAGGAUGGGGCGAGCUGUGCAGCACCAGGAAUCUGCUGCAGCAGUGGUGAGCAACGUGGGCAGACCAGGGGGGCCUCACAUCCACCCCAGGGCUAUGAUACAGAACAGGGAGGGGGGGGGGAUGUUACUGAGGAGGGACAUGUUGCUACUGCAGGGCACCAAGCUAAUACCAAGUUGUUUGAUGUUAUUAAAACCAGCACAGGGAGGGGGCUCUGAGGGCUGCUUUGUGCUGAUUUCCUCUUCUCUUCCUGAGCAGAGGGCUGCGUGCUUGACUCAUCUUGCAACCAAGAAAUGCUGUUUGCAUAGAGGGAAAAACCAGCAGGAUCUGCUGUCCCAUGGGCUGCACCAGCGCAGCACCCAGCACCAUGACUCAGAUUGAAGUGAUGCUCUUAAUUAGAAAUAAAACUUGGAGAGAAUUAAAAAAAAAAGUGUGUUUUUCUCCAUCCUUGCCUGGUUUAGCUCUAGGAUCCUAAUGAGACACGUAAAGCGGUGCUGUUCAGAAGUUCUCUGUGGUUUUCUUAUUUUGUUGUGCUAAAAACCAUCCUAGAAUGGCUUAGGUUGGAGGAGACCUUAAAGUCCAUCUAGUUCCACUGGGUGGGCAGGCUGCACUCACCAGCUCAGGCUGCCCUGGGCCUCAUGCAACCCAGCUCAGAGCACCUCCACUGAUGGGGCACCCACAGCUCUCUGGGAAGCAUUACAGGACCUCACCACCCUCUGAAUAAAGAAUUUCCU
Meleagris gallopavo (turkey) is the source of this 2774-nucleotide messenger RNA. NCBI's taxonomy places the organism in Eukaryota, Metazoa, Chordata, Aves, Galliformes, Phasianidae. The record is from RefSeq and is a predicted model, not a curated record.